AAAAAAGCUGGCAUGAAGAUUGCUUAGUACGGAUAGAUAACUAAUUCCCCGUUAAGUAUAAAAAUAUUGUAAACGAGUAAAUAUGGAAAUAGGUUGAACGGGUAAAAUCGAGAUAUGAAUAUUCAAAAGGGUUUUUUCCCAAUGACUGCAAAGUCUUCAAACACACAUCCUUAGUGUGUAAACAAAGUAAGUGCAUCAAAAGAAGAUGGACAUGUUGCUUAAUUUCGUUCUGGUGACAAUUUUCGCAGCUAGUUUUAACUCCGCUGUUGCUCAAGGCCGCAAGGCAAAGGUGUUACUUAAGGUGAGGGAUGACAAGACCUAUGAGCUUGUCGAAGAUGUUUUAAAAGAAAUAUCACGUCUUCGUCGCCCAAUUCGAGUCUUAGCCGCCGUUGGAAACGCAAGGGUUGGAAAAUCUUCCAUGUUAAACCUCAUUAACCACGUCUUGGAUGGAAGGAAGAAAGGAAAUUCUGUGGAAGAAAUUUUUAAAACCGGUGAUUCAUUCAAACAAGUUACGCGCAAUGUCUGGUCGCACACGAUUAUUCCACGAGGUGAAAACGGUGGAAGCAUUGUUCUACUGGAUGUAGAAGGCUUUAAUUUAGGUAACGAUACAGUAACGAAGCAUCUCAGUAUGUUUACAGCAAUGAUGUCGUCUUGUUUGAACCUUUUUGCCAAUGAUUAUCUGGGAAACAAAGAUAAAGAAUUCCUUUAUGAAAUAUCCCGCUCCAGUGACCUAGUAUUCAACCCAGACAAAACCAACCUUCGAAACUUUCCCAAGCUGCAUAUUGUUGUCCGAGGAAAUUUGAAAUCUCCUGACGAGCUUGAAAGUUACGUGCGUGAUGAACUCUUUGGAUCGGAUCAAAAUAACGGUUUUACCCAAAGUAUGGCGGAUAUAAUUGAAAGGUACUUUCCAAGGGACAGAAUUUUAGUUAGCCAAAUUCCAACUGUAAACGACCCGGAAAUCCUGCAAGAUUUGGCGAAAAUGCGCAAAAGUUCACACUGGGACAGUUUCGACAAGCUCAUUGAUAAAUCUGUUAAGGAGUGUCCUGUGAAGCAGACCAUUGGAGGAAGCAAAGUUGACGGUCCAGCCUUUGUAGAACUUGCGACGAAAGCUGUGAGAUCCUUAAAUGAAAACUCGUGGAAAGACUUCGGAGAUGUCUUUUCGAGCAUUGAAAAGGACAUAUGUAUGAGAAGUUACAACGAACACAUAAAGCCAGUUUUACAGCUCAAUUCAGGAGGAAUUGGAGACAGGAUGAUGACAGCAAAGGAAAAAUUCCAAAACGAAUGCUUGCUUAAAAGUGAGAUAGAUAGAGUCACCGAUAUAUUAACGAAGACACUUAAAGAAAAAAGUCAACAAGAAGAAGAGAAAAGGAGAGAGGAGGAAGAAAAAGAAAGGAGAGAAAAGGAGGAGCAAAGAAGAAGAAAAGAAGAAGAAGAGAAAAGCUGGUAUUCGUUUGAAAAUAUAAAAUAUUUUGGUGGCUAUGCAGCCACCUUGCUUGUUGGAUACUUCCUAAGCGAUGAAAAUCUUAAAAGUAACGUCACGGUUUUGCUUUCUUCCCGGUACAACGACAUUGGACUUACGGGAGUCUGCUGGAGAUGGAAUGACAUCGCACAACAGAAGUUCGGACUCACAGGGGAGGCCUGCGGAGUGAUUGCACAGGAAGUCCAAAAGCUGUAUCCCAAGGCUGUUUUAGUGGGAGAAGAUGGCUUCCUGCAAGUGCGAUAUGGAAUACUUCAUAAGAUGAUUAACCACGUUAGAGACAAGCGCUGUUAGAUUUUAUAAGUCUAAGGGAAACUCAGGAGAGCACAGUUGUUUCACUACAAAGUGAUAAAAAGGAACUUUCAAACAUAACUUGUCGACUUUGCAUUCGAAAGGAUUGGUUGUAAUUUCAGCUCGUCAAAUUUGACUCUGGUUUACGAGGUUAGAAACAUAAACUUAAUUUUUGGCAGAUUUAUAACCGGUGGGAUAUUAACUUGUUGUGUCAUUUUUAUAGUUGAAAACUGUUGAAAGAAGGCGUGAAGUAGUUGAAGUAUGUAGUAAAUUGAAAAUCUAGUACACCUUGCAGCCAUUGUCAAUAAACGUUUUUCCAUCAAAUU
Molecule: messenger RNA, 2094 nt
Organism: Porites lobata
Lineage: Eukaryota; Metazoa; Cnidaria; Anthozoa; Scleractinia; Poritidae
Source: the annotation of a GenBank genome assembly